UCUAUGAGCUGCACUGAGGCAGAGGAGUGGACUGUCCAACAAUCCUGACACACAGAGAAACCCUGUUGAAGCUCCCACUGGCAGCAGCAGUAGCAGCAGACACCAUGUCCUCUCCUUCCCUCCCCAUGCCCUCUCUCCCCCCGAGCCCCCUGGCCAUGGAGUACUUAAACGACUUUGAUCUCCUCAAGUUUGAGGUGAAAUCAGACACUCCUCCGCUCCCUGCUCAAUGUUCAUAUCCCAAAUCUGGCCUCCCCCAGGACCCCUCCAGCUCCCCAUACACCAGCCACCCUCCGCAGGACUCCAGUUUGAGCUCCAGCCCUUACAACUCGCUGCCACCCUCACCAACGCUCAGCGACGCCCAUCCACCACCCUCGGGCUCGUCCUCCCUGUCUUCGUCCUCCUCCUCUAUCUCCUUCCCCCUGUCCAUCUCCAACAGCUUCACCUCUGGCAUCAGCUCCGGCUCUCAGGGGAACAUGGAGGGCAGCCCGGUCCACGGUGGGCCGCAGGGUCCCACCCCAGCCUCGCUGGAGGAUCUGAUCUGGCUGGCGGCGCUGCAGCAACAGUUUGGAGGUGAAGCAACGGGGCCCGCCACUUUGCUGGGAGCCUUAGGAGGGGUGCCAGAGAGAGGGGACAGAGAGAGGGGGCCGGUCAAUGGCUUCCUGGGCUGUGAGGAUGCUGUGGAGGCUUUGCUGAACUCGGCUGCUGCAGCUGUCAGCUCACAGUUUCCGGGUCUUUCUCAGAGUUCGAGCAGCAACCUGGGAGACUCCAGCAGCGACAGCGGAGGCGACAUCUCCUGCGCCAAGGGGACAGACAUGUGCCAUCGCCCGCUCGUCUUCCUCUCAUCCGCCCCUCCCUCGCUCCCCAACGCCGCCCCCACCUCAGCUCCCUACCCACAACCCCUCAGCCCUCAGGGCCGCCUUCAUCACCACCAUCAUCACCAGCAUCACCUGCACCACCCCAUGCAUGGCAAUCAUCAUCACCAUCACCACCCACAAGUCAAUCAGCAGUGCGGGGUGAACGAGCGCUUCUCUGAUGAGCAGCUGGUGAGCCUUUCAGUGCGGGAGCUGAACCGGCACCUGCGCGGUGUGAGCAAAGAUGAGGUGGUGCGCUUGAAGCAGAAACGGCGCACGCUAAAGAACCGUGGCUAUGCCCAGUCCUGCCGCUACAAGCGCUUACAGCACCGCCACGCUCUGGAGUCUGAGAAACAUGUGCUCACACAACAGUUGGAACAGCUACAGUGUGAGCUGACUCGGGUGCUGAGGGAGAGAGACGCCUACAAGGCUCGCUACGAGAAGCUCCUCAGCACGAACCACAGCACAGGCGAAGCCCCACCGACCCGCACCAGCAACCCACCUUCCCCGCCCCCUGACUACUUCCUCUGAGUUUAACCCACAGCGGGAAUGGAGGGAGAAAAAAAAAAAACAGAAGAAUGAGAAACAAGACCAGCCAACAUGGAGCAAUCAAUGAUGAGUAAUCAGACUUGAGGAAGAAAACAUGGAUUUGUGUAUGUGUGUGUGUGUGUGUGUGUGUGUGUGUGUGCGUGUGUGCGUGUGUGUGUGUGUGUGUGUGUG
This is a messenger RNA of Thunnus maccoyii (southern bluefin tuna), 1571 nucleotides long. RefSeq names its product neural retina leucine zipper (gene nrl). Bases 105 to 1382 code for a protein of 425 amino acids. Gene Ontology annotation, molecular function: DNA-binding transcription factor activity, RNA polymerase II-specific; RNA polymerase II cis-regulatory region sequence-specific DNA binding. Gene Ontology annotation, biological process: regulation of transcription by RNA polymerase II. Lineage: Eukaryota; Metazoa; Chordata; Actinopteri; Scombriformes; Scombridae. The transcript has 4 exons. The record is from RefSeq and is a predicted model, not a curated record. Gene Ontology annotation, cellular component: nucleus.